AUGGUCGAAUCCGUGCCUAAAGCAUUGUCUAGUAACAGGCUGCUGCUUUCCCAAAUUGCGAAUGAACUGUGCGCAUCAUUAGCCAAACCUACGCUGGAGUUGAUUGACAUUCUAAUUGAAGCGUUGAUGUACCCUCGAGGCAACGGAAACUCGCUCAUGGACUGGACGCUUGACGCCGAAAAUCACUCCGUACUUGCAGAGAAACAUCAGUACGUUCACGAAGAUUUAGGUUAUGGGUGUAUUUUAGAAUUGGUUCAUGCGAGACAACUGCUGGCUAAGCUAAACACAAGGAUGCCCACGCCAUCGCCAGACUUUACAGUUACUCUACUAACGAUAUCGGAAGAAAUACAUGACGUGCUGGUGCAUCUUUUGGCGCAUCUGAAGGGCCAGGCAAAUCGUUCUACGGAAUCAGACCUUUACAAAAACAUUGUACGAGAAAACUUACCGCAUUUUCGCCACUCCUUCUGUAACUUCAACACUUUGGACAACAUUUUACGUCAGUUGCGGGAAUUCUCUGAAAAUACAAGUAGCAGCAAUGGUGAGGGUUUCCAAAUCGCUCCUAAAACCAUGGAAAGCAUCAAAACGUUCUCUUCCGACAACUCGCAUUGGUUUGAAGAGCUGAUGCUGGGGUCGCAGGCGCUGAGAGAAUAUCUGCUUUUGCAAGACUACCAUACAGACUAUCUUGAUAGAAUCAAUACUUCUAGUAUACCAAGAGGCAUUUCUUCCGAAAUUCAUUCAUCAGAUUUUGGUAUUUUCCUGCAAGUGAGAAAGUCCAAGCUCAAGAUUUCUCAUCGUAAGGUGUUUUAA
Lachancea thermotolerans CBS 6340 is the source of this 807-nucleotide messenger RNA. RefSeq names its product KLTH0C04422p. The record is from RefSeq and is a predicted model, not a curated record. NCBI's taxonomy places the organism in Eukaryota, Fungi, Ascomycota, Saccharomycetes, Saccharomycetales, Saccharomycetaceae. Bases 1 to 807 code for a protein of 268 amino acids. The transcript has a single exon.